AUGUCGAUCUGGAGGGCUGCUCAAAACGGGAGGCUGACGGAAGGGGUGCUUCAGGAUUUCCUUGAGAGGGACCCUGAUCUUCUGAACCGUGAAGACGGAUCGGGAAUCACUCCACUUGGGUAUGCCCUGCUGAAUGGAAAGGCGCGUGCGGUAAAGUGCCUCCUGGACAACGGUGCCGAUCCAGACAAGCCGAUGGGAGAAACGACGACCUUCCGUGAUGGCAGAACGCCUAUGUAUCUCGCCACCAUAGCAAACCCGCCCAGUCCUCGCAUUGUCCAGCUUCUUCUUGAGAAGAAGCCGGCGACCUUCGACAAACCCAUCUCAGCAUCUAAGAACCAAACCCCGUUGAUGGCCGCCAUUGCUGGGAAAUCGAAUCCCGAAAUUGUCAAGUUACUCAUCAACGCGGGCGCGUCGCCGGAGGCACGAGACGAUGACGGCAAAACUGCUCGCGAUCUUGCAGAUGCGCUUUCGGACUUCGCGUCCAAACAGAAAAUCAAAGAUGCACUUGAGCCAACGCUACGAAAAGGAGGAGGCAGAGGCGGCCUUCUGAGCUAUAUGACCAACUGGGUGGCCCGAGUACUCGGGAAGUCCGGAUCCUGGAGGGCCCUUGGUCCCAUCUUCAAGUCUGCUUCCCGGUAUUUCCUCAACAUUGCCCCAUCGGCAAGCUUCCACCCUGAGGAGGAGCUUGAGACGGAAAAACUUGAAACUGCAGAAGACUUCAAAAAUAGUCUGGACAAUAUAGUCAAUGAUGACGGCCUCGGGAGAUUUUUCCCCCCUGGAAAUACGUAUGUCAAGGAAGUAGCAGUGAAAACCGCUUCUCUUAAGAAUGACCCAAAUAAUCUGCUAAACUCACCCAGUCAGCUCAAGGGUCUUGCUACCAUGGCCCUUUAUCAACCCAUCAUCUAUUGCGAACUAGAAACUAAACGUAAACAUAUCCAAGAUGACAGCGGCUCCAUGAGGGGAGAGCUCUGGGAAAAGCAAGCGGAACUCGUCAAGCGCAUCACUGGUAUUGCAACGCGUGCGGAUCCAAACAACAGAGGGCUUCAUUUCCGCUUGAUCAAUAAGAACCCCAGUAACACUGACAAUCUCGAUGGCGAUGCGAUACUCCAGACGCUCAAAAAGAUUCUGCCAGGUGGGAAUACACAACUUGGAACACAACUCCGCCAGAGAAUUCUUGAUCCGAUCAUUCGCGGACCUCUAAAUGCCGGCAGGCCGUUGGAAAGGCCCUAUCUAAUAAUGAUUAUCACCGAUGGAUGCCCAACCCUUGAGCCGAGCGAUGAACUACGUAACGUGAUACUGGACUUCAGUCGAUUUCUUGGGGAUAAAGGUUAUAGAAAAGACGAACUUGUUGACACAAGGUACGAUGAACUUAGACAGAACGAAGCGGAACUGGAAGAUUGGCUACUCUCGAUGCUGCUCUCUCCAGUGCAGGCCUUGAAUGCCGAAUAA
Messenger RNA from Histoplasma capsulatum G186AR, 1449 nucleotides. RefSeq names its product ankyrin repeat protein. The record is from RefSeq and is a predicted model, not a curated record. Lineage: Eukaryota; Fungi; Ascomycota; Eurotiomycetes; Onygenales; Ajellomycetaceae. The transcript is spliced from 5 exons. Gene Ontology annotation, molecular function: protein binding. The coding region runs from base 1 to 1449 and encodes 482 amino acids.